This is a messenger RNA of Adineta steineri, 3276 nucleotides long. NCBI's taxonomy places the organism in Eukaryota, Metazoa, Rotifera, Eurotatoria, Adinetida, Adinetidae. The record is from the annotation of a GenBank genome assembly.
AUGAUGAAUAAUGAUAAUAGUACUAGUAUUUCAUAUGAAAAUUUAACUUCAACAGUAUAUGUUGAAUUAUCGACUGUAGAAGAAAGAAAUACAACUUAUUAUGAAUAUUUGACUUCGAAAGAAACAACAAUAUCAUAUUCUUCUUCUUCUUCUUCAAGUAUUCCGAUAAUUACUGAAGCCCCUCUAUUCUUUUCUAUUAUCUCUUUAACAAUCCAUUCCUCACGAAUAGACCAACAAAAUUCUUAUUCUGUGGAUAUUUUAUUCAAUAAUACAUGUCCAUCAAAACGAGAAUCAAAUAUAACAUUCAUUUUUCAAUCAUUAUCAUUGGAUGAAACAAAACUAUGUGUAUCAUCUUUUAAACAACAUGGAUUAAUAACAUGCGAUAAUAAUUUCAUUUAUGGAGUUUCUUAUACAGUCGAUGGAUAUGUUUUAUGUGGUACACGAAAUAUUAGUUUAGCAACAAAGAAAAAGCUUUAUGAAAUAGGAAAACCAAAAUAUUUAAAUUCAACAAAUAGUGCAACAUCAAUUGAUAGUUUAAUAUUUUUACCUGGUUUAUUUUAUCGAUUAAUUAUUGAAUUAACAAGUGUUAAUCAAACAUGUUCAAUUGAAUAUUCAAUUAGAGAUUCUCCAUAUUAUCAUUGUUUAUUCAAAAAUCUUCCUUCUGCACAAUGGUUUGUUUUAACUUAUUAUGCAUUAGCUGAUCAUCAUCAAACACCAUCAAGUGAUGUUACAAUUGUUUAUACUGACCUAGAAGAUUUAUAUUUUGGAUGUGAAUUAAAUAAAAAUAAUCAACAAAUUGAUUUUUAUUGGACAAAUCUUACUGCUUCGGGUUAUUCAAAUUUAACAAUUUCGAUUUUAAAUGAAGAAAAUAAACAUAUAUGGAGUUUAUCAUGUAAUCCAUAUAUAUCUCAAGAUAUUUGUUCAACAAAACAAUAUCGUUUAGAAUCAGGUAAAGAAUAUCAUGUUAUAGCUAAAUUAAAAAAGAUAUUACCAAAUUAUAAUGGUCAAAAAACUGGAACAUGUUCAAUAAAAACAAAUCUUAGUCCAAUAUCAAUGAAUUCUAUUCGACAUGAAUUUUUAAAUGAAACAAUUGUAGGAAUAUCUUGGCUUGCUCAUCCUUUUCAUGUUCAAGCUCGAUUAAGAAAUCUUGAAACAAAUCUAUUAGAAUAUCCAAUUGAAAAUAACCAUAGAACAGCAUUAUUUAUAAAUUUAACUGAAGCAAGUAUUUAUCAAUUAGAAUUUAAUAUUUCAAAAUCUAAUUGGUUACCAUUAUUUCAAAAUACGAAUUAUCAUAUUCAGACAGAUUUUAAAAAUUUAAUUAUCGAAAAUAUUCUUCGACCGUCUGUUAAUAGUCUAAUUGUAAAUACGAAUCAAUAUAAUAUGUCAAAAAUCAAAAUAAUUUAUUGUAUUGAACAAAUAACAAAUGAUACUAUUCAAAUAUGUUCUUUUUCAAAUACAUUUAAUCAACUUAUUCCAGGAACAGUUUAUAAUAUAUCAGUAACUAUACAUCGAGAGCCAUUUCAAAAUAUAUUUAUUUGGGAAAAACGUUCUGUAUUCAAACUUGCUAAUACAAAUCCAUCUUUAUUACGAAUUCGUACUUGGAAAACAAAUGAACAUUGUGCAGGAGAAUUAUUAAAUAAUUUUUCUAUAUUAUAUUCAACAGAAUGUAUCUUAAAUGAUAAAAUUUAUAAUUGUAAUCAACUUCAAUGUGGUUGUCGAUAUCAAUUUCGUAUUAUAUUUAGUGAAAUAUUUAUUAAUUCUUUAUGUUCAAUAUUUCCAUGUGAUAUUCAAUUAAAUAAUUCAACGUUAACAAAUAUUCAAUUUCAAACACCAUUAGAAACAGUUCAAAAUCUUCGAAUUAUUUCCAUGUCACCCAUAUUAAGAGAAAUCGAAGUUGAUUUUGAUCAACCUUAUGGAUGUUUUGAACGAUUAAUUUUAAUUUGUGAAGCGACAUCAUUGAAACAACGUAAAGUUUUUAUUAAUUCAACUGUAUGUACAGAUUUAAUACCAGACGAAUAUUAUCGAAUUUAUGUUGAAACAAAACGAAUUGGAUGGGAAACAGUUACAUCAGAGAUUAUUGAAACUCGACUUGUUUUUAUUUCAAAUAAUCAUAAUAAUGAAAAUACUAAAAAAGGAUCUUUUGUUCAAUCUGUUCUUAUUCCUACAAUGAUUGGGAUUUUAUUGAUACCUAUUUUAAUUGUAUUAGCUGCGUUUAUUUUUGUUUAUCGACGACGUCGUCAAAAACAUUCCAAUGAACGAAAUAAUCAAUUUACAAUAAAUCAUAGAAAUACAACAACAAAAUUAAAUAAUAUUGUUAAUCAAGUUAAUAUAUUUCCUCAUACGAAACAAACAAAUUCGAAAAAACAUACUUUCGUAUCAAGACCAAUUCGAAUAAAAGAUCUUCCAUCUGAAUACGAACAAUUAAUUGCAAAUAAUUAUUAUAAUUUAUCCGAUGAAUUUCAUAAACUUCGAAAUAGUCUUGAAGAAAUACCAGAAUUUACACAAUGUAAUCAAUUACUUAAAAAUCGUUAUAAAGAUAUAAUACCUUAUGAACAUUCUCGUGUUAAAUUAAUACCUAUUGAUGAAUGUGAUUCAGGAUAUAUUAAUGCGAAUUUUAUUACUGGUUUACAUAAUCCUCGAGAAUAUAUUGCAUGCCAAGGUCCAUUGAAGACAACAAUUAAUGAUCAUUGGCAAAUGAUAUGGGAACAAAAUGUUACGUUUAUUAUUAUGCUUACAGAUCUUAUUGAACGAGGAACGAAUAAAUGUGAACGAUAUUGGCCAUCCAAUUUAGAGGAUGUUGAAAUAUUUGGUAAUAUAUCCGUAUGUGUAACUGCAUGUCUUAAUAUGAAUUCUUAUGAUUUACGUUCUAUUCAAUUAAAAAAGAAUGAUGAAACUCGUUCAAUAAAACAUUAUGCAUUUAAAAUGUGGGAUGAUCAUACUGUUCCAACAAAUAGUGAUAUGUUAAUUGAUUUUAUUCGUUUAAUUCGUUCAAAAUAUCGUUCAGAAUGUCAUGGACCAAUAUUAAUACACUGUAGUGCAGGUGUUGGUCGUAGUGGAACAUUUAUUGCACUUGAUCGUUUAUUACAACAAUUUGAUAAAGUAUCAUUUUAUGGAUAUUUAGAUAUUUAUGGAACUGUACUUGAUAUGAGGCGAUGUAGAGAUAAAAUGGUACAAAAUGAGCAUCAAUAUUUAUUUAUUUAUCGAUGUUUAAAAGAAGAAUAUGAAAAAAGAUCAGGCAAUUCUAAUCAUGCUAUAAUUGCUGAUGAACAUGUGUAG